Messenger RNA from Colius striatus (speckled mousebird), 4408 nucleotides. It is a transcript of the gene ROR1, whose product is annotated as receptor tyrosine kinase like orphan receptor 1. Gene Ontology annotation, biological process: protein phosphorylation; positive regulation of kinase activity; multicellular organism development. Gene Ontology annotation, cellular component: signaling receptor complex. The transcript is spliced from 9 exons. The coding region runs from base 1 to 2820 and encodes 939 amino acids. Gene Ontology annotation, molecular function: protein binding; ATP binding; protein kinase activity. Lineage: Eukaryota; Metazoa; Chordata; Aves; Coliiformes; Coliidae. The record is from RefSeq and is a predicted model, not a curated record.
AUGCAGCAGCCGGGCGGCGGGGACGGGAGCCUCUUGCUGCUCCCGCUGCUCCUGCUGCUGCGCGCGGGCAGCCGAGCGGAGCUGGCGGACGCCACGCAAGGAGCAAAUUCAUCAGUUGUUGCUGACUUCUUGCCAACGUCAUCAUGGAAUAUCUCAAGUGAAUUAGAUAAAGACUACUUCUUGACUCUUGACGAGCCUAUGAAUAACAUCACCACCACGCUGGGGCAGACGGCAGAGCUGCACUGUAAGGUCUCUGGCAACCCUCCUCCCACGGUGCGGUGGCUGAAGAACGACGCGCCGGUUGUCCAGGAGCCCCGCAGGAUCUCCUUCCGUGCCACGAGCUACGGCUCCCGCCUGCGCAUACGGAACCUGGACACCACCGACACCGGCUACUUCCAGUGCGUCGCCACCAAUGGCAGAAAGACCGUCUCUACCACUGGCGUGCUCUUUGUGAAGUUUGGUCCCCCGCCAACAGCAAGUCCAGGAUCAUCGGAUGAGUAUGAAGAGGAUGGGUUUUGCCAGCCCUACAGAGGGAUUGCCUGCGCACGCUUCAUCGGAAACCGAACCAUUUACAUGGAGUCUCUGCACAUGCAAGGGGAGAUAGAAAAUCAGAUUACAGCUGCCUUCACCAUGAUUGGCACCUCCAGCCAUUUGUCAGAUAAAUGCUCCCAGUUUGCCAUCCCGUCGCUGUGCCACUACGCCUUCCCCUACUGCGACGAGACGUCGGCGGCUCCCAAGCCGCGGGACCUGUGCCGCGAUGAGUGCGAGAUCCUGGAGAAUGUCCUCUGUCAGACAGAGUAUAUUUUUGCAAGGUCUAAUCCCAUGAUUCUGAUGAGAUUAAAGCUGCCCAACUGCGAAGAUCUACCCCAGCCAGAUAGCCCCGAAGCUGUCAACUGUAUCCGCAUUGGCAUUCCAAUGGCAGAUCCCAUCAAUAAAAAUCACAAGUGCUACAACGGCACGGGAGCAGAUUACCGGGGCACGGUGAGCGUGACGAGGUCGGGGCGGCAGUGCCAGCCGUGGAACUCGCAGUACCCACACACACACACCUUCACUGCCGUCAGGUACCCCGAGCUCAACGGCGGCCACUCCUACUGCCGCAACCCCGGCAACCAGAAGGAUGCCCCGUGGUGCUUCACCUUAGAUGAGAACUUGAAGUCUGAGCUCUGUGACGUCCCAGCGUGUGAUUAUAAGGAUUCCAAGGAAAAGAAUAAAAUGGAAAUCCUGUAUAUCCUGGUGCCAAGUGUUACUAUCCCCCUGGCCAUAGCUUUACUCUUCUUCUUCAUCUGCAUCUGUCGCAACAAUCAGAAGUCGUCCUCCCCUCCUGUUCAGAGGCAACCCAAACACGUCAGAGGGCAAAACGUGGAGAUGUCCAUGCUCAACGCCUACAAACCAAAGAGUAAGGCCAAAGAGUUGCCUCUGUCUGCUGUUCGUUUCAUGGAAGAACUGGGUGAAUGUGCAUUUGGCAAGAUCUACAAGGGGCACCUCUACCUCCCAGGCAUGGAUCACGCUCAGCUCGUUGCCAUCAAGACGCUGAAAGACUUUAACAACCCCCAGCAGUGGGCAGAGUUCCAGCAAGAAGCAUCUCUCAUGGCCGAGCUCCAUCACCCCAACAUCGUUUGCCUCUUAGGUGUUGUGACCCAGGAGCAACCUGUCUGCAUGCUUUUCGAGUACAUGAACCAAGGAGACCUCCACGAGUUUCUCAUCAUGCGCUCGCCUCAUUCCGACGUUGGAUGCAGCAGCGAUGAGGAUGGGACUGUAAAAUCCAGCCUGGACCACGGGGAUUUCCUGCACAUCGCCGUUCAGAUCGCGGCAGGGAUGGAGUACUUAGCAAGUCAUUUUUUUGUCCAUAAAGACCUCGCCGCUCGUAACAUUUUAAUUGGAGAACAGCUUCACGUGAAGAUAUCCGACCUCGGGCUCUCGAGAGAAAUCUACUCGGCAGAUUAUUACAGAGUUCAAAACAAAUCUCUCUUGCCGAUCCGUUGGAUGCCCCCGGAGGCAAUUAUGUACGGCAAGUUCUCCUCUGACUCGGAUAUCUGGUCGUUUGGAGUCGUCCUAUGGGAAAUAUUCAGCUUUGGGCUUCAGCCCUAUUACGGAUUCAGCAAUCAAGAAGUCAUAGAGAUGAUCAGGAAAAGACAACUGCUGCCGUGCUCUGAAGACUGUCCUCCCAGAAUGUAUAGCCUGAUGACAGAGUGCUGGCACGACCUGCCCUCACGGAGGCCACGAUUUAAAGAGAUCCACGCCCGGCUGCGCUCCUGGGAGGGUCUUUCGAGCCACACGAGUUCCACCACCCCGUCCGGUGGGAACGCCACCACUCAGACGACUUCCCUCAGCGCCAGCCCAGUUAGUAACCUCAGUAACCCCAGGUACCCCAACUACAUGUUUCCAGCACAAGGCAUACCGCAAGGCCAGAUCGCCGGCUUCAUCGGGGCGCCGAUACCUCAGAACCAGCGGUACAUCCCCAUCAACGGGUACCCCAUCCCGCCGGGAUACGCCGCUUUCCCAGCCGCCCACUACCAGCCGCAGCCUCCUCCCCGGGUCAUCCAGCACUGUCCUCCCCCCAAGAGCCGUUCUCCCAGCAGCGCCAGCGGCUCCACGAGCACGGGGCACGUCACGAGUCUGCCGUCUUCGGGAUCCAACCAGGAAGCAAAUAUCCCUUUGCUGUCUCACAUGUCCAUCCCCAGUCACCCGGGGGGAAUGGGCAUCACGGUGUUUGGAAACAAAACUCAAAAGCCCUACAAAAUUGACUCCAAGCAGUCGUCCCUCUUAGGAGACUCCAGCAUCCACGGACCUAACGAGUCUAUGAUUUCGGCUGAGUUGUAAAUAAAGCCAGGCCUUUGUAAAUAAUAACUAUUUACAACCUUAAACUUAGAAAGCCGUAGAAAAGAUUUAUAUUCAAAUAUUUUAUUGCAGAUUCUUCUGGUUGUGCAACAGACACUGCAGCGAGUAUCUUCUGUGAAGUUUGAACUGCUGUGAAAACAGGACGGGGCAGACUCAACCAGACGCAGAUGGCUGUGGUACGAACGCUCAAGCUACGGCGACGGACACGCUCUUAAUCUUUUAAGUGCCACCGACAACUCAAAAGGGGAAGGGAGAGGAUGGUUUUUGGUUGUCUUUUUUAAUAACAGAAAUGUUUUGCCGUAUGCUUUUUGCCGAGAGCUUUGUAAACCUCGGAUGUGAUUUGGGUCAUGGGAUCUUUGUGGAUGCUGAAAACGUAUUCCAAUGUUUGUCUCUUUUUUUAGGAGAUGCAAAUGUUCAGAGACCUGCUGGGUGUGCAAUUUCAGUGCCAGUAGCUAGUUAGAGCGUUUGUAAAUUUGGCAGUCGAGGAUUCCGCUCCAAAGAUGCGAUCUGAGAGCGGAAUCGAUGCCUUCAGGUAGCAUUUUGGUCUUUUGUGAAGUUUGGGGUCUUGAGUUCAGAUUCAGACCAAAGAAAACACAAGGUCUUUUGCGUGACAGCGCAAUAGCUUGAGCUGUCAACGUGCAGUGUACAAAACUCAUCUGCUGCUGGCUGCUAACGGGGGCUGGAGUUUCUAAGAAAUUGCCUUAAAGGAAAUGAAACCAAAGUGUUUUCAUUUCAGAAGCUGAGUUGACUCAUUCCAAGGUAACGUUUCAUAAUCUAGCAGUUAGAGCAGGAAUUUUCUAUCCUUUUGUUGCUAUGCAACUUUUUAAGGGAAAGGCUCCAAGCUACACUUUUGUAUGUGACAAUCAGUUUUCCCAGGAGUAUUUAUUGUUUCAGAUCAACGUGUGAUUUCAGUGGCUAGGGCUCCAGUAACCCUGCGGGGAGGGGAGCUCACAUUCCAUCAGGCAUCACAUCCCCUGGCAGCAGUUUCGUCUGUCAGUUCUAAUGGCGUGAAUCAGCGUUCGCUUUCGACUUACAGCGACGUUGUGUCGUUACUAGGAACCCGUUCAGGUGUAAGCAAUGGAGGCAAUUCAUUUGAAACCACUUUAAGGAGUUACAAAGGUGCCACGUGCUUAACAGGUUUUCACAGACUCUUUUUGUACUGAAUAGUAUUUUUAUUGACCACGGAACAAUCUUUUGCUGGGUUGACAAUGUUGUAUAAUAUGACUUUUUACCUUUCUUUGCACAAAAGUGUGAUGGUGUUUUGUACAGCAGAAGCGAAAAUACAUCUCUGCAUUUUAUAUCUUGGUCUGUUUCUGUUUGUUUGUUUUUAUCCUGAUGUAGAUGUUCUUGAGAUAUAUUAUGGUGAUAUUCAGCCACUACCUUAUACAAAUAGUUUUGUUUUCACUGCAUGCGUUUAAUCACUGUAUUACUUGAUGGUUGAUUUAUUAAUUAUGGGCAUUUCAAUUAGGCAAGCAUGACAAUGUAACAACAAAGGCUAUUUUAUAAUUGAUACGUGCGUUUUUUUUGUAUUUCACGUGCCAGAGAUGAUAUUAAACACUGAUUAUUUUAU